Messenger RNA from Rana temporaria (common frog), 3652 nucleotides. RefSeq names its product collapsin response mediator protein 1 (gene CRMP1). The record is from RefSeq and is a predicted model, not a curated record. Gene Ontology annotation, molecular function: hydrolase activity, acting on carbon-nitrogen (but not peptide) bonds, in cyclic amides. Lineage: Eukaryota; Metazoa; Chordata; Amphibia; Anura; Ranidae. Gene Ontology annotation, cellular component: cytosol; cytoplasm. The transcript has 14 exons. Bases 309 to 2366 code for a protein of 685 amino acids.
AGAGCAGGCAGUGCCUGGAGGGAGUGAGCAGGGCUGUGUGUGCUCCAGUCUCAGGCACCAGCCAUUGGAACAGGCGCAGCAUCUCCUAUCAGAUCCUGAUCUGCUCCUCAUCUACCUCCAGGAUUGUCCAUUGUGAAUCCAGAUUGCACAUUUGCUCUGCUGGUAACAAUAGGGUUGUGGUGUCUCUCCCCAUACAGACACCGCACUGCUGCAUUUUAUAUGAUCAUCAUUAUCCUCAGCACCAGCAGCAGCAGCCGCAGCCGCCCCCUCCUCUCCUCCAUCCACACACAGGGCUGUCGGGGUGUAGCAUGGCAGCGGAGAGGAAGCGGAAUUGGAAUAAAGAAGAUGAUCUGCCCGUCUACCUGGCCAGACCGGGCACCACUGCCCAGACCCCCCGGGUGAAGUACGGCGGCAUGUUCGCCAACGUGGAGGGCGCCUAUGAGAAUAAGACCAUUGACUUCGAUGCGUACAGCGUGGGGAAGAAAGGGACCCGCACCCCGAGGAGCCAAAGCAGGCCGGACAUGAUGGACGGGGACAAUUUCAGCGAAACGGCCAGCGAUGUCAGCGAGAUCUCCGGAUCUGUCAUCAGCUCCCCCGGGGAGAGGGACGACAGGACCCCCGGCAUAGAGAUCAAGUACUCCGGGGGCAACAAGGAGCUGCUGCAGGGCGAGGACAAUGGCAAGAGUGACCGACUUCUUAUUAAAGGUGGGAAAAUUAUUAAUGAUGACCAGUCCUUCUAUGCAGAUGUUUACCUCGAAGAUGGCCUUAUUAAACAAAUUGGGGAAAACCUAAUUGUUCCAGGAGGAGUGAAAACGAUUGAAGCCAAUGGACGUAUGGUCAUUCCUGGUGGUAUUGAUGUCAACACGUAUCUCCAGAAGCCCUACCUGGGCAUGACAACAGUAGAUGACUUUUACCAAGGCACUAAGGCAGCUGUAACUGGAGGAACUACCAUGAUCAUUGACCAUGUUGUUCCUGAUCCUGGAUCAAACAUAUUGACAUCGUUUGAAAAGUGGCAUGAGGUGGCCGAUAAAAAGUCCUGCUGUGAUUAUUCCCUCCAUGUAGACAUUACCUCUUGGUACGAUGGCAUCAGGGAAGAACUAGACAUUCUUAUGCAAGAUAAAGGUGUGAACUCUUUCCAGGUGUACAUGGCCUACAAAGAUAUAUACCAAAUGUCAGACAGCCAGCUAUACGAAAUCUUCACCUUUCUCACGGCACAUGGUGCUAUAGUCAUGGUGCAUGCAGAAAAUGGGGAUUUAAUAGCUCAGGAACAAAAACGGAUCCUGGAAAUGGGAAUUACUGGACCUGAAGGACACGCGCUGAGCCGGCCAGAAGAGCUUGAGACGGAGGCCGUGUUCCGAGCCAUAGCUAUAGCAGGCCAAAUCAACUGCCCAGUCUACAUUACCAAAGUGAUGAGCAAGAGUGCCUCUGAUGCUAUUGCACAAGCCAGGAAGAAAGGAGCGAUAGUGUUUGGAGAGCCCAUUACCGCCAGUUUAGGGACAGACGGGACGCAUUACUGGAGCAAAAACUGGGCAAAGGCUGCCGCAUUCGUCACUUCUCCUCCUCUCAGUCCAGACCCAACCACACCAGAUUAUUUGACCACUAUGUUGGCAUGUGGUGAUCUCCAGGUGACGGGAAGCGGGCAUUGUUCUUACAGCACGGCACAGAAAGCCAUAGGAAAAGAUAACUUCACUUUAAUUCCAGAAGGAGUGAAUGGUAUAGAGGAGAGACUGACCAUCAUAUGGGAUAAAGCCGUGGCUACUGGGAAAAUGGAUGAAAAUCAGUUUGUAGCAGUUACUAGCACAAAUGCUGCCAAAAUCUUCAACCUCUACCCAAGAAAAGGGCGAAUCGCAGUUGGGUCAGAUGCCGAUGUUGUUAUCUGGGAUCCUGACAAGAUGAAGACAAUAUCUGCAAAAAGUCAUAAAUCUGCUGUGGAAUAUAACAUCUUUGAAGGGAUGGAGUGUCAUGGUGCCCCUCUGGUGGUCAUAAGCCAAGGAAAAAUCGUGUUUGAAGAUGGCAACCUACAUGCUACCCAAGGCAUUGGCCGAUUUAUACCUCGCAAGCCUUUCCCAGAAUACAUCUACCAGCGUAUUAGGACAAGGAACAAGGUGAGUGGGCUGCAGCCUGUGUCUCGUGGGAUGUAUGAUGGACCAGUAUUUGACGUUCCAGCUACUCCAAAGUAUCAAACCCCUGCCCCCUCUGCUAAAUCUUCACCCUCCAAGCCACAACCCCCACCACCUAUCAGGAACCUUCACCAGUCUAACUUCAGUUUAUCAGGUGCACAGGUAGAUGAUAGCAACCCUCGUCGUACUGGACAUCGCAUUGUGGCUCCCCCUGGUGGACGUUCAAACAUUACAAGUCUGGGUUGAAAGGACAGAAUGAAGAGACCUUGAGAAAGAGAACAAACGGUCAUCGGAACAGUGUUCCAUUCUUUGUCAGUGUUAUUGAGUUGAGCCCACAAUUUUUUUGCUACGAAUGAAAACAAUGGUCUGUUUUGUAGGAAAGGUGGUCAUAGUACUGUGAACUGCUCUGAAUGAAUUUUCACACUCUUAUCCAUAGUCACUUGAAAGCAUGGAUCACCCAUUGCCGUUGUAGAUUAUAGACACCAGCUUUGUCUUGUAGCUGUUUCUUUGCACUGUUUGGUUUGUAUGUUGGGUAGGUAGUGCAUGUUUUUUUUAUUUUUUUUUAUUUAUAUGAUGUAGAACGUGAGUUUCAAGACAUGCCAACAAUUAUCUAGACACAAUGCCAAGAUCAAUUUUGCCACCGAUAACCAAGAAAUGUGAACAAUUUUAUGUAUGCAGUAGAUUGCUAAAUGUACCAUGUUGAAUUUUUUUUGUACUUUUUAUUUUUUUUACUGUAUUAUGCCACAGCCAGCAAUAUCACACAACUGAAAAAAACUGGUUAAUCGCACAGUCCUGAAACCAGGAAUUUUCACGCUUUCUGUAAACUAGAGUUGGGCAGACUCCAGUCCUUCAGUUGCUGAUGAGCUGAUGCGCCCAAUGCAGGAGCAGACCUGGAACCCCUUUCUCUUCUCAUAGCCCUACCCCUCAUUUUUAUUUGUAAUACUAUCCUCUGCCUUUUUAGGCUAACUUUACCCUUUUUGGGCAAAAGAUAUUUCCAUGACGCUGAUACUUAUUCUCCUUUUUUGUCACGUUUAACAAGAACCGGGUAGUUAUCGUUCUUAUAAGAUGGUACUUCUGCUGUUGAUAACCUCAGAUCUAAAAACCCCUGAGGAAGUCUUGCUGAGCAAGGACUUCCUUGUUCCUCUAGGCACCUCUGUGACUUGACUCCUGUGGCAGUGGAGGUUCAUAUAGGUUCCUAUCAUAGUAUGAAAGAUUGUUAGGAUGGUUUGUAGCAGUAGGUGGUUCCAAUACUGGCUCCACGUUGUCACUGGGCUUGGUUGUGGUUCACAUCGAGUUCCUCAACAGCUGAAGGUCAGCAGACUGCCUUAUGCCUAAUUUAAGCCAUUUUACACAAUAAAACCUCUGUGCUUAGAGUUUUGAUACAGUCCAUCCAAGUUAACCUAAUUUUUACAGUUUUGUACAGUUUUUCAGUUUGUAUUUCACAUUGCAUUUUUACUUCGGGUUGCAUAUGACGUCCUAGAUGUGAUUCUAUUACAGAAUUCAAAGCUUAUGGAAUAAAUAAGAAAACAUCC